Eucalyptus grandis is the source of this 3241-nucleotide messenger RNA. RefSeq names its product disease resistance protein RUN1-like. Bases 195 to 1844 code for a protein of 549 amino acids. NCBI's taxonomy places the organism in Eukaryota, Viridiplantae, Streptophyta, Magnoliopsida, Myrtales, Myrtaceae. Gene Ontology annotation, molecular function: ADP binding. The record is from RefSeq and is a predicted model, not a curated record. Gene Ontology annotation, biological process: defense response; signal transduction. The transcript is spliced from 3 exons.
UCAUCAAGUGCCACUGCUACCGACCAGUCAACUGUCGAUUUGCUUGCCCAAAAACCAAAGCCACUCUGUUCUAUAAUUGUGAGGAAUUGUAAAUCCAAAGUACGAGCGCGUUCGUAGUGACCGAGCUCCUUCGCACGUUUUCUCAAUAUCUGCUACACAAGCAAUGGACAUUUCCGGCCAAAAGGAAAAAAACAAUGGACAUUAGUCAUGUUAUCAAUCCUUCCUCAUCAGUGUCUUCACAGCCAGACUACGAAGUGUCCCUAAGCUUCAGAGGGCCGGACAUGCACAGUGGCUUCGCGGAUUUCCUGUACACCAGCUUGACUGAUGUUGGGAUUUGCGUGUUUAGGAGAACGGGAGAGCUGGAGAGUGGCAAAGAAAUCGACCCCCAGCUGAUCCAGGCGAUUGAGCAGUCCAAGGUAUCAAUACCUGUCAUCUCAGAGGAGUACGCGUCCAGCGAGAGCUGUCUCCUGGAAUUGGAUCAAAUGGUGAAGUGCAUGAUGGACAACAAGAAUCGCAUCAUCAUCCCCAUCUUCUAUUAUGUCGACCCGUCGGAUGUAUGCGACUGCAGCGGCCCUUUCGUGCGGACCUUGGGUGAGCAGAAGAAGCAUGACAGAGAUGGCACUCUCCGUUGCAUCGGAGAGUUGGAAAGACACCAUCUCCAUGAAAAAAAUGAAGGAUCUCAUGGUGAAGUCGUGAAGCAAAUUGUGCACCAAGUUCAGCAGAAGCUGAAGAAGCAAGAACUAAUCGUGACGAAACAGUUUGUCAGAGUCGACUGCCAUGUGCGCAGCAUAAUGGCAAAGCUGAAGGUUGACUACUGCAAUGGGCAAGCGGUUAAAAUUGGGGACACAAGUGUGACGGUGUUAGGAAUCUAUGGGAUCCCCGGGGUGGGUAAGACGAUUCUGGCCAAAUAUGUUUAUAAUCAACUUUAUCAUCUGUUCGAUGCCUGUAGCUUUCUUGGGGAGAUCCAAGCCGAAAUUAAACAUCACGGCAUCUUGUCUUUACAAAACAAGCUAAUUUCCGACCUUGAUAAAGGAAAUGCCAACAAGUUUGGUUCUUCUAAGGAAGCUCUGCUUCAUAUUCGGAGGAACUUUUGCACCAUGAAGGUCCUUGUUCUCCUUGACGAUGUGAAUGAUCAUGAACAGCUCAGCGCACUAGUUGGAGAGCUUGAUUGGCUAGGCUUGGGAAGCAGGGUCAUUCUAACAUCCCAAACACAAGACGUUCUUAGAAGCAUCAACGGCGCAGAAAGUUCUGUCCUUGAACCGAUGAAAGAAGAUGAAGCUUUGAAAUUGUUCUGUAGGCAUGCUUUUGGAAUGGAUUUUCCCUUAGGAAAAUUCAUGGAGCUGUCAAAAGAGAUCGUUACUGCUACUGAUGGGCUUCCUUUAGCGCUAGAGGUGAUAGGUUCAUCUCUGUUUCUUGUAAAAUCAAAGAAUGCGUGGAGGGAAACAUUGACUGCAUUGGGAGUAGCUCCCCAUAAGAGAGUCCAAGCAGCCUUGGAGAAGAGCUAUAACAACCUACAUGAGGAAGAACGGCAGAUAUUUCUUGAUAUAGCAUGCUUCUUCAUUGGAAUGGACAAGAGAAUCCCCUAUUAUAUGUGGGAUGACUGUAAGUAUUCUCCUUCUAGAUCGAUUAAAGCUCUUAUUGCCAGGUCUUUGAUCGAAAUCGGAGAGGAUAAAAAACUACUCAUGCUUAAAACACUGGAGAAGUUUGGCCAGGAAAUUGUCAAGAAUGAAAACCGGAACGAACCUUGCAGACGCAGUAGGCUAUGGAACCAGAGAAGCACUGGAUGUACUAGGACGAAAGGAGGUAAGUUCUGCGAGCACUGCGCCACAUCUUUUCUUCUUUAGAUGCCAAUUGAUGCAGUUAUUGAUUCUUCUCGUUCAAUUAUUUGUCAAGUGUGAUGCUAAAGACAGCUCCAUUUUUCUAAGUUAAUUUUGCUUUGCUUGAUUGACAGGGUACAAAGAAUGUCAAAGCCCUCCAAGCUCAAGUUUGAUUACACAUCCAAAUGGUAUACCAGUUCUAAAUGUGAUCAAUUUGAUGGUUUACAGAACUUGAUGUUCGUCAGUCUGGAUGGGGAUAAUAUUCUGGAAGACUUAGGGGAUUGUCUUUCGAGCUUAAGAUGGCUUCAUUGGCCAGGGGACGCUACGACUUUUGACUUUAAAUCGCUAAACUGAAAUUCCCAAAUUUGGUGAUUCUUGAUUUUUCGGAGGGUUGGGCUGGAGAAGAAAGUAGAGAUUGGGAGUUGCCUGUCGAGGCAAGGCAACUGAAAGUUUUGAAUCUAACUAAUUGUUCCGAUUUGAUUUUUACUCCAAAUUUCCUGCUUCAAUGGAGCUGGAAAGACUUAUUCUGGAAGAUUGCUCUGACUUAGCAGUUAUCCAUCCAUCAUUUAGUAAUCUGAAGAAGUUGGUUUCUUUGAAUGUGAAGCAGUGCAGUGACCUUCGUGAAUUGCCAGAUUUGGGUCCCAUGAGAGGCUUGAAGGAGCUGCUGAUCGAUCAAACUUCCGUUUCACGGAUUCCUUUCCAAAAAGGUUCCAUGACGAUGCUCAAAACUCUCAGUGCUUGCAAGUGAAAACCUGACUGACCUAUCCGAUCAGCUCCCGUACUUGAAGUCUCUCAAAUAUCUCGCUCUAGAUGGGACUGGAAUUGUCACCCUCGGGGAGUCCAUCGGAUCGCUCGAGAAACUGAAGACACUGUCUCUCAAGGACUGCAGGGGGCUAUCCAAUCUUCCAGAUGAUAUAGGGAAGCUCAGGUCACUGCAAUUCUUGGAUUUAUCUAACACUCUGAUUCGAGAGUUACCUCCUUCAGUCAAGAAUUUGAAAGAUAUGAAAGUGCUCAGGAUGAGAGAUACUUCCAUACGGGAGUUUCCUGAAGAUAUACUAAAUCUGGAGAAGCUGGAAGAGAUAGAUUUCACGUCAUGCCGGAGCUUAGCGGGGAAAAUCCCCGACGACAUUGGAAGAUUGUCGUCUUUGGCAAUCCUGAAACUGUCCGACACUCGGAUUUCUGGCCAACUACCUCCAAGUAUUUCCCGCCUCUCUCGUCUCCGAGAAAUCCGCAUCUCCAGGUGCGACAAUCUUCAAAAGGAUGAUUGGUUCCGGACAGAAGAAAUACAGAAGAAAUAGAUUUUAUGUUUCACCAAUAGCUUUCUAAUGAUAUUUUAGUACUCAAUCAUCAGGGUUUAUAUUCAUGUGGUACUCUUUUGUAAUGGGCUUAACCUGUGAAUUAAUGGAAAAUUGGGAGUUUUCUCA